Molecule: messenger RNA, 1480 nt
Organism: Rhagoletis zephyria (snowberry fruit fly)
Lineage: Eukaryota; Metazoa; Arthropoda; Insecta; Diptera; Tephritidae
Source: RefSeq, a predicted model, not a curated record
GCCUGCUUUUAAACGCUAACAGCUACGAGUACACUAGUGGUCGUGGGAACGUUUGAAAUAAUCGGCACGCAUAUGUUUUUUUCAUUUAGUAUCGCACAAUGUUGCUAAAAUUGUAUUACUCGUUCGAGUAUCGAUUUACUGACGCAGCUAAAGUGACCAAAGGACUUUACGUGAAUUUGUGCUAAAUUUCUCGAAUAAAAUAUUAAAUUUUAACUACGUUGUUUACCCGUUAUUCAUUAUGUUGAAAUAGUGCUAAGUUAGUUACUCGAAGUGUUAAAACCUGCGUGGUAAAGAGCUGUCAAAAAUUAUGAAAUUUGACACCCAACCCAAUGCCACAAAUCCAGAGCACCUCCCUCCAAACUCGCCUAAGGCCGAAAUUCACCCCACUCCCAACGCAGAAACCAAUAACGAAAACAACAACAUCCUUGUUACUGAUGCAGCCAACGAGGCACCUGCAAUUGUCGCAGAAUCGGACUUAAAAAACAGCAGCUCAAUAGUCCGCAACCAAAAUUUCUCUUUCGCCAGCACCUAUCGACCCCAGCCACAUGUCAGCAGCCUUAAUAGUCGUUUCGGCAGCCCUCAAACGAUAAAUACGAGUCUAUAUCCACACAAGCCUAUUGCAUCCUUCACCGUACUCAACAACGACGACCUGUCCAGCCAAUUUGACAGUUGUAAGCCAAACGCAAUUGUGCGCCCGAUACGUCGUUACGAGCAGCGGGAUUCGGCGCUGCCCUUUCGCCAGAAUGUUGCAACUGAUGAAGAAACGCUGUGGUCCCUACAGCAAUCUCAUCGUCAAAAGAAUCGUUUCUCUUCCUCCACCAUGUCGAACAAAAUGACGCAUUUGCCCUCGGGAAGGUCAAACGACGAAGAGAUUGAAAAGUUGAGAGAGGAAUUGAAUCGGAAGCUACGUAGCCUGCAUUUAACAACAGCUCCAGAUGUGUGGACCAAGUCCAGACAAUCUUCAAAUACAAGUCAGCAAGACCACGUGAUUAAACGUCCACUCUUCAUAACAACGGUACCGACUGGUGUAUUCUUGCCACCCCCAAAAGAGCCACCCAUUCCAUGGUUUCUGAGACCGCACGUCUAUGCAUAUUCUUCACAUCCUGUGGUGUUGGCCAGCAACGAUGUCGUCACAUCCGUUGCUAGCAAGGCCAAACCUCGUGACAGCUCCAUAGCGUCAACAACGAUAGCCGCCGACAAUAAGGCGGCAACACGGCCAACGUUGAAUAGUGCAAAUCCGAGUUCGAAUACAAAUGGAAAUUUGGCUGCAACUGCGAUUUUAAAUGGCACACGGAGUGGUCAGUCGCCCCCUCGCUCUCGUUUGCCCUUAGCUGGUGGUGUACAUCUCACCAAACAACAAUUUCAGGAACAACUUCAACAGCGUCGCGCAAAAAGGGAUACUGCCCCGCAGCCCUACCGCAAUGUUAUGUACGAUCGCCGUGUAAUACGUGGAUCUGUAUUUGGUACUCAACAGCUUUUG